GCGCCGCUGGCCCACCUCGCCCUUGGCCUCAUUGGCGAGGGAAAGAUGUGGUCGCCGGAGAGUGGCUGGUCGGAUGCAAAGUACGUUCUCGAGUCGCACAACCUGAAACCGCUGCACCUGAAACCAAAAGAGGCCCUGGCGCUGAUCAACGGCACCCAGCUGAUCACCUCGCUGGGCGCCGAGGCGGUGGAGAAAGCCUGCUACCUGGCCCGCCAGGCGGACAUCGUCGCCGGCAUGACGCUGGAGGUGCUGAAAGGCACCACCCGCGCCUUCGACUCGGACAUCCAGAAGAUCCGCCCCCACCCGGGGCAGGGACAGGUGGCGAAACGGAUUCGGGCGAUCCUCAACUCGCCCGUCUACCCCUCGCAAAUUGCCGAGUCGCAUCGUUUCUGCAAUCGCGUCCAGGACGCCUACACUCUGCGCUGCUGUCCGCAGGUGCACGGCGUCGUCCACGAUACGAUCGACUUCGUGAAGGGCAUCAUCACCACGGAGAUGAACUCGGCCACGGACAAUCCUCUCGUUUUUGUGGAGCGCUCGGAGAUCAUUUCCUCAGGGAACUUUCACGGAGAGUAUCCCGCCAAGGCGCUGGACUAUCUCGCCAUUGCCGUCCACGAGCUGGGCAACAUGAGCGAGCGGCGGGUGGAACGGCUGGUCAAUCCGGCGCAAAGUGGCUUGCCCGCUUUUUUGGUCCAUAACGGAGGCCUCAAUUCCGGUUUCAUGAUCGCCCACUGCACGGCUGCCGCUUUGGUCUCUGAGAACAAAGUGUACUGCCACCCUGCCUCCGUCGACUCCCUGUCGACGUCUGCCGGCCAGGAGGACCACGUCUCUAUGGGAGGCUUUGCGGCGCGGAAGGUGCUGCAGGUGAUUGAGAACGUGGAGCGCAUCAUUGCCAUUGAGCUGCUGGCCGCCUGUCAGGCCAUCGAAUUUCUCCGUCCGCUGCGCACCACCAAGCCGCUGGAGUCAGUGUACAGCCUGGUUCGGACGCUCGUCAAACCUUGGGACAAGGAUCGAGUGAUGAACACUGACAUUGACGCGGUCACUGAUAUACUGUCGGAGCAACGCGUCUGGAAAGUGGUGAAACCGUUCAUUGAAAAGUACUACCAAGAAAAGGAUUUUGAUAUGCGACCACCCUCACCGACUGCGACCAUUCUCGGAAAAACUUCACGGUUAGAAAAAGAAUUGCGGGCACUUAAUGUUAGGAAAAUUCAAGAAAAAACCAAACAACAGGAACAGCAACAAAGCCCGACUGAUGAAGCAGGAAAAU
Molecule: messenger RNA, 1264 nt
Organism: Rhagoletis zephyria (snowberry fruit fly)
Lineage: Eukaryota; Metazoa; Arthropoda; Insecta; Diptera; Tephritidae
Source: RefSeq, a predicted model, not a curated record